Sphenostylis stenocarpa is the source of this 453-nucleotide messenger RNA. The record is from the annotation of a GenBank genome assembly. NCBI's taxonomy places the organism in Eukaryota, Viridiplantae, Streptophyta, Magnoliopsida, Fabales, Fabaceae.
AUGGCAAGUGCAUUGGGUAGCAGAGUUCGAAACUCUCUUCUACCGAGGUGUCCGCUCAACUUCAUAAGAGCCUUUAGCUCUUCUUCCUCUUCUACUUCUUCUGUUCCUUCUGCACAGAACCCUAAGAAAUCAAAGCGAAGAAAGAAGAACUUGUUUGAGGUGGCUCAGUUCUUACCCAACUGGGGAAUUGGCUACCACAUGGCCAAGGCUCACUGGAAUGAGGUUUCUUACGAAAUCACUAAACUCAAUCUCUACAAGGAUGGAAGGCAUGGAAAAGCAUGGGGGAUUGCUUAUAAAAAUGGCUUGCCAUUAGCCGAUGCUCCAAAAAAAAUCAGUGGAGUUCACAAACGCUGUUGGAAGUACCUACCAAAUGUAGUAAAAGCAUCAGAAAGCUCAACAAACUUAACGAGUCCAAUAGAUAGUGGCUUAAAAGUUGAAACUGAAGCAAGUUGA